This is a messenger RNA of Arachis ipaensis, 1477 nucleotides long. The record is from RefSeq and is a predicted model, not a curated record. Lineage: Eukaryota; Viridiplantae; Streptophyta; Magnoliopsida; Fabales; Fabaceae.
CAAUUUUCCAUCCAUUAUUGUAAUAGUAAUAGUGUACAAAGAAAACAUAAAGCAGUAACUUGUGUAACUUACUUGAAUUUCAUUAGUGACAUCACAGGGCCAAAUAUUUCAUCUUGUACUAUAAGCAUGUCCUCCUGAAAAUGGUUGGUUAAGAAUAGAAGGGAAAUAUUUGACAACAUGAUGGUCAGUUAUCUUGUUUUCCUUAAGAAGGUUGAUUCAAAUAUUUGACAAUAUGAUGGUUGUUCUCACUGAUCAACUGAACUUUUUGCUGUGCUCUUCAUUCGGAGACCAAAAAUAAGAGGAAAUCAAAGUCAUAAAGAGAUACAUAAUAAUUAUGGCAAGAAGAUUGUCCUUCUGUAAGAAUCUACUUCCAAUCUUGUUGCUUAUUGAUAUAGAGUGCAAUGAUAUGGGGUUACUCACUUUGUUCAAAGCAGCUACCAAUAAAGGCAUGAACAACCAUGUGUUUGUUUCAUAUGCUUAUGCUAUUGCUACUAUUGUUCUUAUUCCUGCACCUUUCAUCUCCAAAAGAUCAAGAGUGGUUCUUCCACUCGGUUUCUCCAUGCUUUCCAAAAUUGUCCUUAUUGGGAUCAUAGAGUAAUGAAGGCACUCUAGCUUUAUUACUUUAAAGUAUGAUCAAAGUAAUUGUUAUGCCCUUUUGGUAUUAGAAUAUUGGAUUUGGAUCUUUAAUUUUAAACUGCUGGUUGCACUUUAGAAAGUAAAAUGCAUAGUAUUUAAAGUCAUUGAUUUUUCAUCAUAGAUUAGAUUUAUUAAAUUACAAAUAUAUAUGUAUAACCUUUUUGUGAAAUUUGAAACUACGUAGAUGUGAAGGCAACAUUGUUUUAGUUACCAGUUUCUUACCAUAUAGUUUCCUUAAUGAUUAAAAUCAUAGUUUUGAUACAGUAUAGUUAUAAAGCAAUCAUUUGUUUUCAGGAAGCUAUUUUGGAUCACUUUUGAGACAUUUAAAUUGAAACUAAAUUUGAUUUUACAGACAUUAGAUACAUUCAGUAGUGUUAGUGUUAUCGCAAAGUGCCCUAUUAAGAAAAAUCAAAAUUGAAUAUAUGAAAAAAAAUCAAAUUAAAAGAAAGAGCAACAUGUGUGAGAAUGUUGUGUGCUGAAUUUAUUGUUAAUUUGCAGCCGAACUCUAUCAAAUCUAUUCUGAAUAUUUCCUUCUUGUAGCUGUUGAUUCAUCAGAGAGAAUGAGGAAGGAAAGUAAAAAAGCAUACCAAUUUUUGACGUGGUGCCUUCGAAAGAAGCUCGAAUUAUACCAGAGUGUACAAGCUGAGAUAGAUACAGUUGCUUGGUCUAAGUAGAUAUUAAAUAGAGCAUAGUUAUGUUGUUCAUGAAUUAUUUUUAUCAUGUUUUAGCCUAUAAUGUGGAUCAUAAAAUUUGAUGUAUUUAAGAAUUUUCAAUAUAUUAAAUUCUAUAUUUCUAUGUAGACAUUGUGAAUAUUUUGGUAUUUAUUUGAAAAAUUAAUCUA